GGAGGAAGAGGAGGAUGGGAGCAGAGGCUGCAGAGAUGCUAACAUCACUGGCACACACACACUGAUAGGAGCUAACUGCUAACAGAGAGAGGGAGAGAGAGAGAGAGAGAGGUGGAGGGAGUAGGAUGCUGGCAGCACACACAUACACACACACUGAUAGGAGCUAACUGCUAACAGAGAGAGAGAGAGAGAGAGAGAGAGAGAGAGAGGUGGAGGGAGUAGGAUGCUGGCAGCACACACAAACACACACACACUCAGUGCUGCAAUGAAGCUAGCUUGUUAGCAUGCUGAGGAUAGACGGCUAACCUACUGAUAAACACGCUGAAGCACACAUUUAUAGAGACACACACACACACACACAUAAACACAUUUAUAGAGACAUACACAUUAUUGGGAUGCACACACACUCAGCGAUGAAGAGUAGCAGGCUGACUAUUGGGCGAUGUAGUCACAGCUAAGGUUGAAGGACAGGUGUUGGGGGAGGAGCCUGCAGGUGGGGGUGAUGUCAAAGAAAGGAGUGGGGGGGCGAGGGAAGGGGGAGCGGCCCGACGCCAUGGCAACUCUCCAAGCAGCCAAUGAGGAGCUGAGGGCCAAACUGAUGGACAUCCAGAUAGAACUACAGCAUGAGAAGAACAAGGUGAGCCGUCUGGAGCGGGAGAAGAGCCAGGAGCUGAAGGCGGAGCAUCAUCGAUCCUCAUUGGCUCUGACAGAGCUCAAAACCAAAUUACACGAGGAGAGGACGAGGGAGCUGUCAAUCACGGAGACUCUACUACGGCAACAUGAGAUGGAGCUGAUGAGGGUCAUCAAGAUCAAAGACGCAGAAAUACAAAGACUCAACGGGCUGGUCCUGACGCUGAGGGACGGGACUACAGACAAGCGCCCCCCCUUCUGGAGGCUGAGGGAGUCAAGGAGGAUCUGGGACUCCGAGCGCUGUCGCCUCCUUCAGGAGAUCCAGGAUCUGAGGGCGGCCAAGAAGAGUGCAGAGGAAGCUCUGAGCUCGGCUCAACAGGCGGGACAGACCAGAGCAGCAGAGCUCCGAUCAGCUCAUCACCAACACCAGGAGGAGCUGAACCGAACCAAGAGGGAGUGUGAGAGAGAGAUCAGGAGACUGAUGGAUGAGAUAAAGCUGAAGGACCGUGCGGUCAGUGUUUUGGACAAAGCGUUGGGUCUGCAGGCGGGUCACGCGCACCGGUUGCAGCUGCAGACGCAGGCAGCCGAGCAGCAGAUCGCAGCGCUGAGGGACGCUCAGAGGGGGGGGAGCCAGCCCAACACUAACCCCGCCCCUAACACCUGUCCUCAUCUCUCUCAGGAGGAACGGGACACUCGCAGGUUUCAGUUAAAAAUCGCUGAGCUCAGCGCCGUGGUCAGGAAGCUGGAGGAUCGAAACGCUCUGCUGUCAGAGGAACGCAAUGAACUGCUGAAGCGGCUGCGAGAGACGGAGAGUCAGUUCCUGCCUCUGCUCGAUAAGAACCGGCGUCUGAGCAGGAAGAACGAGGAGAUGGCGCUGUCAUUGCGUCGCCUCGACAACAAGCUGCGCUUCGUCACGCAGGAAAACAUGGAGAUGGUAACUAUGCGAAGACCAAAUUCCUUGAAUGACCUGGACCGCAGCCGUUCUAGUUACCAUGGUUACAGCCAGGACGAGAGAGAGAUGGAGUUUCUACGGUUACAAGUUCUGGAGCAACAACACGUCAUCGACGACCUGUCCAAGGCUCUGGAGACUGCAGGUUAUGUAAAGAAUGUUAUCGAAAGAGACAUGUUACUGAGGUACAGACGCCAGGACUCAGUCAGGAGGAAACGGACCUUUAGAGCCUGCAGGGUCAUAGAGACGUUCUACGGUUACGAUGAAGAAGCUUCUGUGGACUCUGAUGGAUCGUCUUUGUCGUUUCACACCGACAGAACACCAGAUACUGAACCAGAGGAGGUGUGCAUGCGCGAGGAGGCGGAGUUCCGUUACUGUCAGCUUACUCAGGAGUACCAGGCACUGCAGAGAGCUUACGCCCUGCUGGCAGAAACAAGCGGGGGAACCUAUGACCCCGAGAAGGAGAUCAGGAACAGAGAACAGCUGCUGAGUGAAAUCAGUAGAUAUCAAACCAGAGUCACAGAUCUGGAGUCAGCACUGAAGCAACAAGGACUGGAUGUGCAGUGGGUGGAGGAGAAGCAGGCGCUGUAUCAGAGGAACCAGCAGCUGGUGGAGAAGGUGAGGCAGAUGGAAGCCGAAGAACUGCAGCUGGAGAACGAGAUCCAGGACAUCAGAGACCAGAACGAACUGCUGGAGUUCAGGAUCCUGGAGCUGGAGGAGAGGGAGCGACGCUCACCUGCCAUUAACUUCCAUCAACUCCAUUUCCCAGAAGGCCUCAGUCCUCUUCAGAUCUACUGUGAGGCAGAGGGCGUCCCGGACAUUGUGAUCAGUGAGUUGAUGAAGAAACUGGACAUCCUAGGAGAUAACGGCACUCUGUCCAACGAGGAGCAGGUGGUGGUGAUCCAGGCCCGGACGGUGCUCACCCUGGCAGAGAAGUGGCUGGAGUCCAUCGAGGUGACGAAGUCGUCUCUGCAGCAGAAGAUGUUGGACAUUGAGACAGAGAAGGAUCUAUUCAGUAAACAGAAGGGUUACCUGGAUGAAGAGCUGGACUACAGGAAGCAGUCCAUGGACCAGGCCCACAAGAGGAUCCUGGAACUGGAGGCCAUGCUGUUUGAGGCUCUGCAGCGGGAAGAGGCCUUUAUGAUGGAGGGCUUAAAGAUGGAAGGGGGGCGUCUCUCAGAGACUCUGACAGACGAGGAGAGGGACGGCCUUCAAAGAGCCAUGGACCAAUGGAAACGCUCCGUCAUGUGUGAGCUAAGAGAGAGGGACGCCCAGAUCCUCCGGGAUAGGAUGGAGCUGCUCACACUCACACAGCAGAGAAUCAAAGAUCUGGAGGAGUUUAUAGAAGCACAGAAGCGACAGAUCAAAGAGCUGGAGGAGAAGAUCCUGAUCUCUGACUCUCUGAUCCUGACUAUCUGA
Molecule: messenger RNA, 2998 nt
Organism: Eleginops maclovinus (Patagonian blennie)
Lineage: Eukaryota; Metazoa; Chordata; Actinopteri; Perciformes; Eleginopidae
Gene: jakmip3
Product: Janus kinase and microtubule interacting protein 3
Molecular function (GO): microtubule binding; kinase binding
Source: RefSeq, a predicted model, not a curated record